Messenger RNA from Nicotiana tabacum (common tobacco), 456 nucleotides. The record is from RefSeq and is a predicted model, not a curated record. NCBI's taxonomy places the organism in Eukaryota, Viridiplantae, Streptophyta, Magnoliopsida, Solanales, Solanaceae.
AUGAAAUUGACUCUUUUUAAAUCUCGUCUUGUACAGGUCCUUUAUAGCAUCCCAUUUGCUAUGGCAUCUAUAUAUUCUAGUAAUGCUGGGGCAGGGCAAGGUCUAUCACAAGGAGUCAUAAAUCUUGCAAUAGUUGUCCCACAGACGUUAGUGUCACUAGUGGGAGGGCCAUUUGAUGCGUUGUUCGGAGGAGGGAACUUGCCGGUGUUUGUGGCGGGAGCAGCUGCAGCUGCAGUCAGCAGUAUUUUGGCACUCACAUUGUUGCCUUCUCCUCCUGAGCCUGAUGCCAAACCAAGCCCCAUUUUCGCCGUUGCUUCCCACUGACAAAGUACUGGAGUCUGGACAUCACAAAAACAAGUUUUGAUCACUAAUUUUUUCUUCCUUUUUUGUUCAUAAUGCAGAAUUAGAGUAACACAGUUUUGAAGGUCGCGCUUUUCUUUUCCUUCCUUUUGUAAA